Messenger RNA from Postia placenta MAD-698-R-SB12, 864 nucleotides. RefSeq lists its product as hypothetical. The record is from RefSeq and is a predicted model, not a curated record. NCBI's taxonomy places the organism in Eukaryota, Fungi, Basidiomycota, Agaricomycetes, Polyporales, Adustoporiaceae. The transcript has 9 exons. Bases 1 to 864 code for a protein of 287 amino acids.
AUGUUGCUCGCUCAUUUGUUUUCCUUUCUUUUCUCAUGUCUCGUCUCUGCGCCACACUGUCGACCUGGUCCAAGCCACAAGCCUGUUCUCGACCUCUGGCAACCUCGUGCUUCGGUCUACGACAUCUGCCUCUCCUGGUGCUUCCGCCUGUUCGCCACACCUUCUCUCUGCUCUGGCUUGUCUCCUCAAAGUCGGCUCCAAGACUCCAUACUGUGGCGGUGUGCUGCGUCGAGGCUGGAUGUAGAGGUACAGGCCUCGGCGUCUUCUGGAAAUAACUGGCUACUCGUCUACUUCUACUUCUGGCCGCCGCUUGACUGUCUGCCUGGUCGCCUGACUGUCGCCCUUCUCGCCUCGUCUCUGUGCUUGGCUGCUCUGAGCCUGCUCUACGCUGUCGGCAUGCACGAUCGCUCUGGGCUUCGGCGAUUGGCUUCUCCGCUCCCUCCCGACUCCAUUAGUGGCUGGCUGAAUGCGAUGGAUUUCUUAUCUUUCUCCUGGCUAUCCUAUGGCUGGUCAUUGUACUCGAUCUUGGCUAACACUUUCACAUACGUUUUAUACCCGCACGUUAACGGCGUUUGGUUCUAUCCAUCUGUCGCCUGUGCCAAGCCAAGGCGACGGCACAAGGUAUUCUUGGCUGUUGCGCCUUUCUCGCUAAAUGCUUUGCCCACAGUUUCUUCAAUUGCAUUCAAAGACGCAUCCACACUUUCCGUCGAUCAAUACGUCGGCCCGUCGCCGUCAAAGAUCGUGUCCUCCCUUCUCCCCCUCCCUCCCGCCUUGUCAAGUCUCUCAUCGAGUCUCCUAUCAGCACACUGCCGACCCAUGAAACGGUCGUACGAACGUAGCAAGGGGAAACCAACAUGCGCCUGA